AUGUUUUUCGAUCAGAUAGAACAACUGGUGGGCGUGGAGCAAAUUCACCUAAUUAGUCCUAUACCUGAAAUUGAUCUUGUGGUUGUGAAGAUAACAGAAGACAAAUUCUUUUGGAUAACUAUAAUUAAUUUGUACAUACCACCUACAUGUUUAAUUAAUGAUUAUGCUGAAAUUUUUGAUUAUAUUGAAUAUACUGUAGACUUUACCCAUCCUGUAUUAAUAUUGGGAGAUUUUAACAUUCCAGAACUGAAUGAGUGUACGCUUGGAAAUAGAACAACUGGUUUUUACAAUACUUAUAAUAAUUUCAUAACAUUAAAUGACUUAAAACAGAGUAAUGCAAUUGUGAAUGUAAACAAUAGGUUACUGGAUCUGGUCUUAUCAAAUAAUCAAUUGAAUACUGAAGUAAUUAGGGAACCAUUACCACUUCUACAAGAAGAUGUGCAUCAUCCAUGUCUGAGAAUUUUUAUAGAGAGUGUUAAGCCAAACAACACGUUCUUUGAAGGUAACGGACACAACAUUAGGUUUAAUUUUAAAAAAGCCAAUUUUCCUCAAUUGUAUGCUGAAAUCGCAGCUAUUGACUGGACCGUAAUAAAUAACAUUGACAAUGUGAACUUAGCAUGCGAUUAUCUAUACGAUACUUUAUACAAAAUCUUCUCGAAGCAUGUUCGGACUUGUAAGUUCUCAAACUUGACCGAUACAUAUCCUGUUUGGUUUACUAAAACGAUAAUUAACAAUAUAAAAUUGAAAAAACAUUAUUGGAAUGAAUAUCGGAAAACUAAAUCUCCCCACAUCUUGGAAAAUCUUAGAUGCUUAAGACAACAAAUUGAGCGUGACAUUCGUAAUAAUUAUGACAUCUUCCUGCGUAAUACACAAAAUUCUAUAUUAAAUGAUCCCAAAACGUUUUGGUCUUUUGUAAACUCCAAGAAAAGAACAACCAGCAUACCAGGAGUUGUAGUACAUGAAGAUCAAGAAUUUUCAUCUUCUCAAGCAAUUGUCAAUGUUUUUGCUCAGUUUUUUGCGGGUGUUUAUGUAAAACAUGUAUGUGAAGAUGUCUGUGUAAGCAAGGACGACUGUGGUGGUGUUAACAUGAUGCACAACUUUAAGAUUGAUGAAGAUAUGAUAGUUAGAGCGGGUAAAAAACUAAAGAGUAACAGUGUUAGUGGUCCUGACAAUAUUCCGGCCUUCAUUGUUGUCGAUUGUGUUGCCCAGGGUUCGAAUUUAGGACCGCUAUUGUUCAUUUUGUUCUUUAAUGAUGUGUUAGAUAACAUUAGUUCUCAUGCGUAUCUGUAUGCUGAUGAUAAAAAAAUUGCCAAAGUCAUUAAUUCAUAUGAUGAUUGUCUUGAACUGCAACAGGACUUAGAUAAUUUCAUUUAUUGGU
Messenger RNA from Zophobas morio, 1378 nucleotides. RefSeq lists its product as uncharacterized. The annotation marks the transcript as partial. The transcript is spliced from 4 exons. The record is from RefSeq and is a predicted model, not a curated record. Gene Ontology annotation, molecular function: catalytic activity. Lineage: Eukaryota; Metazoa; Arthropoda; Insecta; Coleoptera; Tenebrionidae.